AUAUGUUAUGUCGGCUGGAGUUGGUCUUUUUCUUCUCCUUUAUGAGCUUGAACAGCAGGCGAAGCAUCUGAAAUUUUCAUCUCUCCUUUUCGAACUUGAACAGCAGGCAAAGGAUCUGAAAUGUUGAAUGAAUGAAUGAAUCCCUUCUUUACUACCUCCGCAGCUUUCUUCCCUCUGCUGCAAACCUAGACGAACAAGGAAGAAGAAGACAAGAAGAAGAAGAAGAAGAAGAAGAAGAGGAAGAGGAAGAGGAAGAGGAAGAGAGGAGGCUAAUAAGUAAGUGGUACAGAAAUCAAUCAACCAAUCAAUCAAUAAAUAAAUCAUGUUCAUGUCUGCAAAAUCGAGAAAGGAGAAGAUCAAAGCUGUAUUCCAAAUGCGCAUUCAAGCAACCCAGGUGCCUCAGCUGAAGGCAAAAGGCCUCAUCCUAUCCAUUCUUCCUGCGGAUGCUGGAAGGCCCACACUCAAAUUAGGAAAGGCUGCCAUAACCCAAGGCUGCUGCUCCUGGGAUGCUCCUGUCCAAGAAACCAUUAGAUUUGAGAAAGAUUCUAAAUCAGGAAUAUUGCAAGAAAAGAUUUACUAUUUUGUCCUCGGGACUAAAUCAUCAAAAUCUGGUUUUCUGGGAGAGGUGGGAAUGGACUUUGCCGAAUUGGCAGAUAUUACUGAACCAGUAUUGUUAUGUCUUCCCCUUAUGCCAGCAGACUCCGGCAUAGUUCUGCAAGUCACAGUGCAGAAGGUGCAAGGAAUAGUCCCCAAUCAAAGGAGAAUAGAAGAAAGUGAUGUUUCGAGAACCGACUCAUAUGAUCACAGAUUGGAAUCAGAGCUGGAAUCAAACUCCGCCCAAGGCGACGAAUUCCACAAAAAUGACAGCCUUAAACAUCUUCCGCGUGAUGAUAUUGAUGUGAAUCAAAACCUUAGUAGUCUUAAGCAGGACUUCAGGCCACAGAAGCCUGCUUUUGGCAUCAAUUCUCUCGAAAGAUAUUCCCAUCAGAGAUCCUCCACAGAUUGCUCUCUGGGUUCAAUCUCAGAUGGAAGUGUAAAAGAUGCAACAAACAGACCCAAGGAAGAUACCCCAAGGGAAGAAACUGAAACAACAAACAGCAUAUUAAAAUUGCAAAAUCAAAUCAAAAUGUUGGAAAGGCAGGCAGAGGUUUCUGAAAUAGAGCUGCAGUCCCUGAGGAGACAAAUUGUAAAAGAAAGCAAAAGGGGACAGGACCUAGUGCAGCAAAUUUUUGACCUGCAAGAGGAGAGAGAUGCACUUAAAACUGAAUGCGAUCAACUUAAGCUAAAAGCUACAGGGGGGCACGCGGGUGAACCAGAUACACUUCCAAGUGAAGUUGAAGAUUUGAGACCACAGUUAGAGGAGUUCAGGCAAGAGCUUGAGCAUGAGAAAAGAUUAAGAAGCAAUUUGAAGCUGAAACUGCAAAAGACAGAGGACUCUUACUCUGAACUUAUUCUCAGGGUAAGGGACCUUAAUGAAGCGUUGGAUAAGAAAAACGAGGAGAUAUCUCAUCUUUCCAGUACAAGGAAGGCAAAUGGAAGUUUCAACUUAAGAAGCAAUCAGAAUGAAGAGAAAGCCAGUGAGAUGUUUGAGAAGGUAAAUGAAUCAGAAGAGCUGAAGCGUACCAUAGAAAAGCUGUCCAAGGAAAUUGAGAUCUACACAAAAGAAAAUGAAGAGCUAAAAGCACAGAAGGACCAACUUGUAAGUGAUUGUGAGAUCCUGAAAAAUGAAAGUAGGGACAUUUAUUCUGAGCUUGAGCAGAGUGAGUUACAAAAAGAGAGACUGCAACAAGAUCACUUUGAAGCAUUGGCCAGCAUAAAGCAGUUAAAGGCACAUGUAGAACAGUUGGAGAAUGAAUUGCAAAGAGAAGCAAUGAAUUACACUGAAUCUUUGGACACAAUAAGCAUGCUAGAAUCUGAAGUCGUGAGCCUUGAGAAGGAGCUGAAGAAACAGGCACAAGCAUUUGAAGAAAAUCUAGAAGCAGCAACUGAAGCCAAAGUUUUGCAGGAACAAAGGGCCAUUAGUUCCGAAGACGCAUUGAAAAGAACAAUGUUAAACCACGCAAGGGCAAGUCAGCAACUUCAGGAAGAAAUCAGAAGGCUUUCUGUUGAGAUGGCAGCUAAAGUUGAUGAGAAGGAUAAACUAGCUAAUGAAGCAGAGGCUCAUGCUAAUGCUCUUUUACAACAGAAUAAAGCUCUUGAGGACUCGCUGCAAGAAGCCAAAAAAGAACUUCAAUUGACAACAGAUCGGUACACGAAAGAGCUGCAUCAACUUUCAAAUCAAAACAAUCAGAUAUUACUGGAGGAGUCAAACAAAAUGCAGGCUUUGAUGGAUGAAAAGAAGAAAACUGAAGAAGACUUACAAGCUGAAAUUAAGAAACUUCAAGUCCUAUACAAUGAUUUGGUGCAUGGGUCAGAACAGUUAAAGUUAGAGAACGAAAACCUGAAGAAGCACGUGUCCAAAUUGCAGAGUCACCUACGUAAGAAAGGACAGGAGAGCAGGCCUUCAAGUGCAGCUAUGGUAGAAGCAAGAAAAGGUAAUGGUGAAUGUUCCCAUUGUGGAGAGAUGGAGUCUCCAGAAGCCUUGUCAGUGGAAAAUGGAAUCAAGAAAAAAGAACAACUAAGUAAAGAGAUUGACUCAAAAAUACCAAAGGUCGUCAAUGGGCAUGCCAGAAGUACAAAUGAUCUCACUGAAUUACAUAAAGAAGUAGCAUUGCUGAGAGAAAAAGACAAGUGUAGGGAAGGCGAGCUUAAGGAAAUGGAAGAGAGAUAUUCAGAAAUCAGUCUCAGAUUUGCGGAGGUAGAAGGUGAGAGGCAGCAACUUGUCAUGACCUUACGCAAUCUGAAGAACGGAAAGAAGAACUAGAAGUGCACUAAAUCCUCUAUGAAUGAAUAUAUAUAGACUACUGAAUUCAAGGCAACUCUCUUUUUUAAAGGCCUGCCUGCAACAUAGCCUGCAACAUGGCCGAGAUAAUCUUGACAUUCAGUCAUACACUCACCCUGUACAAAAAAAAUGUGUUCUUGCUAUGCCCUAGGAAUGCAAAAAUCUGAAACCAUGUACAUGCAUGAGAAAAUAUUACUGCAUAAACAAAUUGCUAAAAUCUUGUGCCUGGAGUGUGAGAACCACUGUCACACCACACCAGCUUAGUUUGCCCUCCACUUCCAUUUGUUGCAAAAGACAGUUUCUGCAUACAGUUAAAGUGGAAUGAUUAAACAGCAACAAUUGAUUAAUUCAUUUUAAAGAUAGGUUUAAAAGAUAUACUCGUUUUGCUUUUUUAUCAACUGGUGUCCGUGUUGAUCUUUCUGAGACAGAAUUCUUUUCAAUCUUAGAUGUUGAUGAUGGCCAUAUAAAACGCUUUUGCUUUUUUUGUUCAUUGGAUUUAUCUGAGGCACACUGUCCUUCGUACUUGAAUUGUUCAAUGAUAGAUGGACUCCUCUUUGUACCCUUUGAUCUAGCCUCUUGGUGUCCAUAACAAGGGGCACAUAAGUUAUGAAGACCAGAAUGCUUGCGUGAUGUACUCUUAUGCCUGAUCCUGUUG
Cuscuta campestris is the source of this 3536-nucleotide messenger RNA. The record is from the annotation of a GenBank genome assembly. NCBI's taxonomy places the organism in Eukaryota, Viridiplantae, Streptophyta, Magnoliopsida, Solanales, Convolvulaceae.